Malassezia vespertilionis is the source of this 2364-nucleotide messenger RNA. It is a transcript of the gene BUD6, whose product is annotated as Bud site selection protein 6. Gene Ontology annotation, molecular function: cytoskeletal regulatory protein binding. The transcript has a single exon. Gene Ontology annotation, biological process: establishment of cell polarity. The coding region runs from base 1 to 2364 and encodes 787 amino acids. The record is from RefSeq and is a predicted model, not a curated record. Gene Ontology annotation, cellular component: cytoplasm; cell tip. Lineage: Eukaryota; Fungi; Basidiomycota; Malasseziomycetes; Malasseziales; Malasseziaceae.
AUGGAAUCAUCUGUGACGCGGCUCCUGGUAGGCACAAAGAUGCUGCUGGAGGCGCUCACAGAAUGGUCCCAUGGCCGCCAGACAGAGACCAACGUCUCGGAGAUUUAUGUGCGCUUGGGCAAUGAUUUCAAUGUAGCCAUUACUGCAUUCACAAGCUACGGGAUCGACAUGUCUGAUCUGUACUCCAUCCCCUCUGAUCUACGCUCGUGUUUGGAGACGUGCCUGUCUGAGCCAGCAUCGCCAGCCGCACUGGAGCAGUACUUACCGCGCAUCCGGGAGAUUAUUAUUCGUCUACUCCAGGGCCUGAAAGUGAAGCAGGCGAAUUACAAGCAGCUUGCAUUGCGGCAGCGCUCAGAGCAGGAACGCAAAGACGCCAAAACAAAAGAGCGCAGCCAGCCAACAGCAGCACAAGCAAUUUCCGACGCCGCGCAGCUGCCGCUUGGGCCACGUUCUAUGGGAGCCGUGCCGCUCCCCACACCUCCUCAACAGGCACCGCCCGCGACAGUGCCGUCUGCGCUGGCGCAAGAAGAGACGGAAACAGACAAUGUCACUAUGCGCGCGUUGCGCAGCCGCGAAGCGCUGGAGCGGCGCGCAAGCAAACGCUUUAGUGCAUACACCAUGACCAAGAUGCACGUUCCUGGAUUUUGGGGCGGCCCGGGCACCAGUCCGCGCUCGUCCUACGGCGAUCGUGCAAUGCACCACCGGAAUGCGUCUGCUGGCGUGCAUCCCAUCUCGGAUGCUCCUUCCGAAGCGGAUGACUCCCACACGACUUUGGUACGGAUACCAAGCGACGCGUCUAGCACGCAAGGACUCGGUAUCAGCACGCCCACGAGCCGUGAUCGGGGUCACUGCAGCGCACCUUUGCCCGACCCGGCCGUGGAGCGCGAUGCGCCGUUUAAGGCGCUUGCUGCCGUCCCUGAAGCAUCGCCAAACAUGUCCUCCUCUUUUGCCCCUAGUCCCGCGAUGGAUGUUUUUGUACAGCUUGGGCGCCAUACGCGCAAAGUGCAGCUUCCUGUGGAUCCCAGCGCGCCGAAGCGUGGAUUGUCAGUAGCUGCGCUGCGCAUGCUCUUUGUCGACCAAUUCGCCUACUCCCCUGGCAUGGAAGACUUUCCCGAAAUUUAUACCAAGGACCCAGCAACGGGUAUACAGUACCAGCUUGAUGAUUUGGAUGACGUGCAAGCGCGCGCCCUUCUUACCCUGAACAUUGAGCCGCUCGACCAGGUGAAGCAGCACGUGGACUUGUCACUGGCAAAUGUCACACGCGAGCUGCGCGAAUUGAAGCAGAUGCUGCGCGAGACAGAAGGAGGCCGUGCAGCUGCCGACUCUGCCAAGGCAAUUCCCAUCAGCGAUUCGGAUUUUCUCGCGGCGGGCGACCGCAUGUCGAACUACGUCGCGACGCCCCAGCUGAACGCCGAGCCUGUGCACGAUGGCGAUGGCGAUGGCAAUGCAAAUCCAGCCGGCGUGCACCUUGCCAAUGAACUAAAGAAGCAGUACGAUGAACUGCAAAAGCUGCGCAAUGACUUUGCUAUUCUUCGGCAGGUGCACGGCAAUGCAGAGACGGAUAUGCGCGACGUUUUUGCACGUAUCCGCGCGCAGGUCAAGGAGUUUGAAGAGGCAAACAAUGCGGGCCCUUCUGUCGGGCGCAGCAUGAUCGAGACCGGCAAAUGCAAGCUGCAUCCGCAGUCACAGGAAGCGUUGACCACGGUCGAAGAUCUGCAGGACUUGAUCGAGGACCUGAAAUUGGAUGUGAGCCAGCGUGGCGUGAAGCCAAAGCCAUCCGAGCUGAAGCGUAUUGCUGAAGAUAUCGGCACGGCCACGCAGCGCUUGGACGAGCUCGAACAGUACGUGCAAAACAUCAAGCCCCAUUGGAAAAAGGCAUGGGAAACGGAGCUGCAAAACAUUGUGGACGAGCAAGAGUUUUUAAACUACCAAGAAGGACUUCUCGCAGAUUUAAAGCAAGACCACAUCGCUCUUCAGGACGUGUUUGCCAACAUUCAGCAGGUCGUGCGGCUGCGCGACGUAAACAAUAGGCCGCACUCGCCCACUGCCGUCGCCCGGUUUGUUCCUCCGCCACCCCACAAGGAGCACCAAGGAAUAGGCACGGUGAUGAUCGAAGUGCGUGGCCAAGCAAUCGACCACGAACGGCGAUUGCGUGCGGUGCAAGCCGCAGAGAAGUCGCGCGAAAAGGUCAAGGUCGAGCAUGCCGACGAAUUCUCCUCAGAGCUCGCUGGUUUUGUGGAUGGAAAACAGCUGCGCAUGACGGGGGGACAUCGCGAAACGGAUCGUGUGCGCCAGAAACGCGACCAAAACACGCUUCGCUCGAUGCUCACCGGUGGACAGGAGUUGUCUAGCGACGUCCCUUAG